Clonostachys rhizophaga is the source of this 1644-nucleotide messenger RNA. The record is from the annotation of a GenBank genome assembly. Lineage: Eukaryota; Fungi; Ascomycota; Sordariomycetes; Hypocreales; Bionectriaceae.
AUGCCUGGCGUUUUAUCCCAGAUGUGGCACGCGUUCCCCCACUCCCGCCGCAUACAGACAUGCAUAUCUGGAGACCAUCGACUUGCAAUGGUUGGCAUUGCAAGAACAAAAGCAUGUAAGAACUGCAAACGCCGGAGAGUGAAGCGGUAUUACUGUCAGUGUGACGAGAAUUGGCCGACAUGUUCACAAUGCAGGCGAUCUAAAACCACCUGCCCAGGCCCAACGACAACGAGGAUCAGGUUCGUGAGCCACAAUGGUCCUGAGUCAGCAAAGCAGAUUGGCACCUCGGAGCAGGAGCCCUCGUCCACCACUGCCAAGCCCGAGCAGGCAGUGAGAAAGAGUGCAAUCAAGAGAUUCGUCAUGGUCAACCCAUCACCUCGGACACCGCCAGUCGCUCCCGUCGAUCACCUGUCGUCUUGUCUAGCCACCUUACUGGAAUAUGGCCCGGAGGGCUGCACUUUUCUUCAAAAGAGCCCAAUCCGCUACAUCCCCCGGCGCUUAUCGCAAAGCAGCCCUGUUGUGGUGCACAUGAUCUCAUUGUUCUGCUCUGUUUGGACUGAUCACUGCCACCAACAGCCACCGAGCCAGGUCACGUCCCGACGCUACGACAUUGCGCUUCGGGGCUUACAGAAUGCCCUUCAGAAACUGCCCAAGGGACGGGCAGAUAGGGCUCAGAUGAUCGACACGCUGACUGCAAUAACGCUGUUGCAGAAAACGCAGCCGUUAUUGAGUAGAGAAGCUAAUCCCAGUUGGGGAGUGCAUGCUGUGGCCAUCAAGCAUAUGAUGAUUCAGAUGGGACCGCCGGAACGAGAUGACUCAUUUGAGGCAGCGUUGGUUAAGGAAAAUCGUUCUCUCCUGAUACGGAAUAGACUGGCCGGAGGCCCUGAAGUGGACUUCUUGAAUGAGUCUCCCUGGAAAGAGGCCAUGGUCCGGCUUGGAACAGAGGAUUGGCUCGUUGAUGAACUGGAGCCUUUUGGUUCCGAGGAUUGCUUUCAGCUCGAGCUCCGGACACCGAGAAUGCAGGAUUGGGUAGACUUCACUGCUCGCAUCCGCGCUGAAGGCCCAUACACUGAGGAGAUGAAAGUCUUGUCCACCAUCGUAAUCAAUGAGAUGCUAGAACAUGCUGAACUAUUGCGCCGUACAAUCGGAGUUACCACCAAAGCGCUCCUGUCGCAUAAGACCAUGGUUGUCAAAACGGACCUCAGCGAGUCGGUUGCUUUCAUGCGCAAGAGCUACUCUUUCACGCACGCCUCGGCUGCGGCGAUGUUUUGUAACCUCGUUUCUAUCCAAGUCAUCGUGCUUCGGUCGUUGUAUGAGUUCAGCGUCAUGUACGACGAGGUGCCCGACGAGUCACUUUAUGCGGAGUACCGAGAUGUCUGUGUCCAUAUUUGGAUGGUUAUCCCAUACAUCCACGCGCUGAAACCUGUAACUGGCCUAGCAAUGCUUGGGACGAUUUCCGUGACAUUCGAGGCCGCCGUUGGUGAAGAGAAGGAGAAGGUGAUUGAUGUUGUGAACCACCUUGACAGCUACUUGUUGCGGUUUAACAAGCACAGGGCGAUGAUAGCGGAGUUUUUAUUACAUGUUUGCAAAGCUGUGACAGGAAGAGUCCCCGUUCAUGGGCACCUAUCAUGGAUUACUACAUGA